Messenger RNA from Metarhizium album ARSEF 1941, 510 nucleotides. Its product is annotated as Signal transduction histidine kinase, phosphotransfer (Hpt) domain protein. Gene Ontology annotation, cellular component: nucleus; cytoplasm. Bases 1 to 510 code for a protein of 169 amino acids. Lineage: Eukaryota; Fungi; Ascomycota; Sordariomycetes; Hypocreales; Clavicipitaceae. Gene Ontology annotation, molecular function: histidine phosphotransfer kinase activity; protein histidine kinase binding. Gene Ontology annotation, biological process: phosphorylation; phosphorelay signal transduction system. The transcript is spliced from 3 exons. The record is from RefSeq and is a predicted model, not a curated record.
AUGUCACCUUCUGAGGACAAGACGGGCGCGGAAGGCUCCGCCGAGCUCGCAUUUGGAGACGCCAUCGAUAUGAACAUCUUUGACCAGAUUCUGGAAAUGGAUGAUCCUGGAAGUGAUGAAUUCAGCUCGUCAAUUGUUUUUGGCUUCUUCACCCAAGCACAAGAGACCUUUGGCAACAUGGACACAGCUCUCUCACACAUGUUCCUCCCUUGUAACAAGAGAGCUGACCGAGACCAUUGCGUAAGUAGAGCAGAGAAGGACUUGAAGACUUUGUCGGAGCUCGGUCAUUUCCUCAAGGGCUCCUCUGCUACCUUGGGGCUGCUCAAGGUCAGGGACGGCUGUGAAAAAAUUCAGCGUUAUGGCAAGAACGAGAAUCUGGAUGGAUCUUCAGAACCCGACUCUGAGCUAUGUCUCAAGCGGAUCACGGAGGCACUGGGGACUGUCAAGGCGGACUAUCAAGACGUCGAGACGAGACUGAAGGCGUACUAUGACAAGGGGGACGAUGCUUAA